Messenger RNA from Phytomonas sp. Hart1, 777 nucleotides. The record is from the annotation of a GenBank genome assembly. NCBI's taxonomy places the organism in Eukaryota, Euglenozoa, Kinetoplastea, Trypanosomatida, Trypanosomatidae.
AUGACCAUUGAGCUGGUCUCUCGCAUCUCCAAUUUGUCCCCGAACGUGACCGAGGACCAUCUUCGCGAACUCCUCAGCAUGGGCUCUUUGGGCGAACGCGCCGUGAAAAUAAAGAAGAUUCUCCUGCCCAGACCGGUGGGCUGGCAAGCCUGCCCAAGCGGGCGCGCGGAAGUUGUCGGGGCGACGGAAACCGACACCAUCAAAGUCUACGGCCUCCUCCACGGAGCCGUGGUGGAUGGCAGUCGGGUUAACGUGAGUUUUGCCAAAAUUAACUAUGCCCUGUCGCCGAUCGAGAAGCCGAUGAUUAAAGGCGGCCGGACGACGGCCCUCGCGCGCGGAAACGCCCCUCGCAGGGUCGCUCACCCCGGGGAUUCCCCCACCCGGGGAUUGAAAAACCGCGGUGAAAAUCGUAGGAGCCGUAGUUGGAGCUCGUACUCGCGGUCAUCAUCGAGGUCGUCGGAUUCAUCGCGCUCGUCAGAGCCUUAUAGGAGACGCCGCCGACGCUGGAAUCGAAGUCGGAGUGCCUCCUACUCCCCGCAUUCGCAUCGACGGCGAGGGAGCCCUCAUAGGAAACAUAUUCGACAUUCCAGCCGCGAUGCCUCGUCCACAUCUUCGUCGUCGUCGUAUCGUUCGUACUCACGCUCACCCUCGCGAAGUGUUAGGGGGCGGCGAACCCGGUCUGGAUCGUUGUCAAGGCGGCAUAGAAAAGAAAGAAGAAUCCCACGGCAGCGCUCACCACCUCUCAAAGGCCAACGAGGAGUAUCAAAAUACAACUGA